AUGAAGUUCCUACCACUUCCCGAAUUCGACGACGUGACAAGCGCAUUGAACUUUGAUACCCCAGAUUGUCACGUCAUCGGCGGUUGCGAUCUGUACACAACCAAAGCGGCUGGCUCCGAUAAAAAGCUGUAUCGCAACAUCGAAAACUCUCUGGAAUCCCAAUACGAAUCUCUCCUCCGAUUAUCGGCCUCGGUUUCACCAGGCUUAGGGCCCGAUGAAGAAUCACCUGUCAAUCUGUCGCGGUCCAGUCCGUUUGGCCCUUUGAGCGAAGUCUCCAGUCGGCGCACAUUUGCAUAUCUCAUUGCAACUCUUAAUGCGAGUCAUUCUGAUUACGACUUCUCGCACAUUCUGAGACCGGCGGACUUCCGACGGGAGCGGAAUCUGAAAAGUGUCAUCGGAACAAUCGACUCAACUCUUUACAAUCUUAGGCCGAGUACAGGUAUGACUCUCCACGUCCCACCGCAGACCAGUUAUGCCACCACGGCAUCUGCGCCCGUAACUAGUCAAGCGUGGGGUCCUCAGAUGUGGUCGAUGAUUGAUAAGGAAAUGACUCUUAAAGAGUGUACAGUGUAUUGUUGGGCACCACCGGACGAUCCAUUCGACGGAGAGGAGGGCGCUAUAUGGAGUCUGAACUACUUCUUUUUCAACAAGGAGCGAAAGCGAAUUGCAUAUAUCUAUCUUAGAGGUGUCCCUGUCAUGAGCCACAGCCCAUCUCAGAAUAUUCUGUCCAAGAGAAGCGCUAGUGGGUAUGAUUCGGGUGCUAACAAACGUGCCAGAUAUUGGCUGGGUGACCGAGCAGCUGAUAUCACUAACGGUGAAGAUGUAGAUGACGAUGAUGCGGCCGCAAGAUGGGAAGAAGAUGAUCCUGACGCCAAUACUUAUUAUGAUGGCGCAGAGUACUAUGAUGACGAAGCCGACGACGAAUCUGAUGAUCAGUUUUAUAAGGAACCGGCCCGCGGCGUUAGUGAGGAUAUUGCUGGUACAAUGGAGAUCGAUAAUUGA
Glarea lozoyensis ATCC 20868 is the source of this 1002-nucleotide messenger RNA. RefSeq lists its product as uncharacterized. The transcript has a single exon. Gene Ontology annotation, biological process: negative regulation of transcription by RNA polymerase III. NCBI's taxonomy places the organism in Eukaryota, Fungi, Ascomycota, Leotiomycetes, Helotiales, Helotiaceae. Gene Ontology annotation, molecular function: RNA polymerase III core binding. The record is from RefSeq and is a predicted model, not a curated record. Bases 1 to 1002 code for a protein of 333 amino acids. Gene Ontology annotation, cellular component: nucleus.